Phoenix dactylifera (date palm) is the source of this 1586-nucleotide messenger RNA. Its product is annotated as putative pyruvate, phosphate dikinase regulatory protein, chloroplastic. Gene Ontology annotation, molecular function: transferase activity, transferring phosphorus-containing groups; ATP binding. Lineage: Eukaryota; Viridiplantae; Streptophyta; Magnoliopsida; Arecales; Arecaceae. The record is from RefSeq and is a predicted model, not a curated record.
UGGGCCUUUGGCUGUAGCGGGCGAGUAAGAGACUAUAAAAAUGGAAGAUAUCGUUGCGUACGUGGGAAGCUAAUCUCCCAUAGCAUGGAAAAUGAUAGCCCCUGGAAUUGCCCGGCCCCCGGAAUUUUCGUGGAUGAAGAUGGCACGUUGUUUGCUCCUCCACAUCCUUUUCCUUUCUCGAAACUUUCUCCGGCCGGAAGGCCACCCCUUUCUCCGCCUGCCUCUCCGAGUCCGAGCCUCCGGUCUGCGAGAUGCCGAAGGAAAGCUCCAAGCUGAACCGCUGGUCCAUGGCCCGGUCCAUCCGGUCGGGCCGGCCGCUACGUUGGCCGGACUUCCGGAAGAAGGCCGGCCCUCCCCCUUCCUCCUCGUCCCCUUCCUCGUCUAACGUGGACGAGAUCCCGCCGUCCAUCUCCGACGAUUUCGAGGAUAACGGCGAGGUGGCGGCGGGGAAGGCCAUCUUCAUGGUCUCUGACGGCACCGGGUGGACGGUGGAGCACUCCGUCAGGGUGGCGUUAGGGCAGUUCGAAUACUGCCUCACCAACCGGCGCUGCCCCGUAAAUACCCACCUCUUCUCAGGGGUUCAAGAUAUGGAUAAACUGAUGGAGAUCAUAAAGCAAGCUCGUAAAGAAGGUGCACUGCUGCUCUACACCUUAGCAGAUCCUUUGGCGGCCAAGGCUGUGGAGCAGAGUUGCAAGCUCUGGGGUGUACCAUCCACUGACAUACUACGACCGACCACUGAGGCUAUUGCUUCUCAUUUUGGUGCUGCCCCCUCUGGGAUCCCCCGAGGUGCUCCAGGUCGAAAAUCUCCAAUAACCGAAGAGUUCUUACGGCGUAAUGAAGCCAUUGCCUUCACCAUCAAACAAGAUGAUGGGGCACGGCCCCAAAACCUUAACCGCGCACAAAUUGUCCUUGUUGGUGUUUCACGCACUGGGAAAACACCCUUGUCAAUAUAUUUAGCUCAAAAGGGAUACAAGGUGGCAAAUGUUCCCAUUGUGAUUGGUUUAGAGUUGCCAAAGACCCUUUUUGAAAUCGAUCAGGAGAAGGUGUUUGGAUUGACGAUCAAUCCAGUUGUUCUGCAGUCUAUUAGGAACGCGAGGACUAGGAGUCUCAAACUUGAAAGUUUGAUGAGGAACAACUAUUCAGAGAUGGAUCAUGUGAGGAAGGAGUUGGAGUAUGCAAAUGGAAUUUUCAUGCAAAACCCAGUAUGGCCAGUUAUUGAUAUUACUGGAAGAGCAGUUGAAGAAACUGCAGCAAUUGUAGUGAGGAUGUAUCAUGACAGGAAGCAAAAAUGUGCAUUGCCCCGCAUUUCCAAACAAUGCUAGAAUGGAGUCUGUAGAUAUUUGUAGGCCUUGUUAUAAAUAUGUAUGCCUCCAUUAAAUUGUAUGUCAAAGCUUCGAAAGUUUUGGAAAGAUAUGUGCUUUAAAGUGGAGGCCGAGUUUUCCUUGAUCUUAUGGAUAUGUUGUCUUACUUUUUUUUCUUCUUUUCUCUCUUCAUUUUGCUAUCAAAAAAUAUUAUGAAAACAAUAUGUAUGAGGUAUUGUUUUAUUGAUCAAAGGAUAGGUCCCAUCAUAUCAUGCGCUCUCUUUA